Truncatella angustata is the source of this 1548-nucleotide messenger RNA. Its product is annotated as mitochondrial carrier domain-containing protein. NCBI's taxonomy places the organism in Eukaryota, Fungi, Ascomycota, Sordariomycetes, Amphisphaeriales, Sporocadaceae. Gene Ontology annotation, molecular function: tricarboxylate secondary active transmembrane transporter activity. The coding region runs from base 329 to 1279 and encodes 316 amino acids. The record is from RefSeq and is a predicted model, not a curated record. The transcript is spliced from 4 exons. Gene Ontology annotation, cellular component: mitochondrion. Gene Ontology annotation, biological process: alpha-ketoglutarate transport; mitochondrial citrate transmembrane transport.
ACAUAGCUUAUUAACCUAGUUACUUGCAGUAGUUACAUGGUGUAGAGGACAACUGUUUCUGGCCGGAUUCUGAAUGCACGUGCGCCCGAGGGUAAACUCCACUGCCGAUUGGACUUGUACUUGUACUGGCGCAGCUCACUCAGGUGGCAGCACUAGAGCGGACGGUGGGUAUUUUUCGCUGAGAGAUAUUGGAGCUGGCUGCAGAUAGUUGAGCGUUCCCCCUAACCCAGCCUAGUCCCUGAAUCCCGUUCCCAACGACGAACCGGUCCGAUUCGUGUAUCACAGCACACCUUGGUCAGGCCUUGAACCCCCUUUUCCUCUUGCUGAGAUGUCGACAACCGCCGCUGCCAUGCCUCCCUUGACGGAGAAGAAGCUCGAGAAGAAGCCUAUCAAGUUCUCCAACUUGUUGCUGGGUGCUGGUCUCAACCUCUUUGAGGUCACGUCCCUGGGCCAACCUCUCGAGGUCGUCAAGACCACCAUGGCUGCGAACCGUGGCGAUAACUUUGUCACGGCCCUGGGACGCAUUUGGAAUCGUGGUGGUGUCUUUGGGUUCUACCAAGGUCUUAUCCCAUGGGCCUGGAUCGAGGCGUCCACCAAGGGCGCUGUCCUCCUCUUCGUCGCGUCCGAGGCCGAAUACUACGCCCGUUCCGCCGGUGCUUCCGAAUUCGGUGGUGGUAUUCUGGGAGGUGUCGCUGGUGGCGUCGCCCAGGCUUAUGCUACCAUGGGUUUCUGUACCUGUAUGAAGACGGUCGAAAUCACCCAGCACAAGUUGGCCGCCACCGGUGUGAAGCCCCAGAGCACCUUUGCCACGUUCAUGGAUAUCUACCGCAAGGAGGGUAUCAAGGGUAUCAACAAGGGUGUCAACGCCGUUGCUAUCCGGCAGAUGACCAACUGGGGUUCCCGAUUCGGUCUGUCUCGUCUGGCCGAGCAGGGUAUCCGUGAUCUUACCAAGAAGAAGGACGGCGAGAAGCUGAGUGCGGUCGAGAAGAUCACCGCCUCUGCUCUGGGUGGUGGUCUGUCCGCCUGGAACCAGCCCAUUGAGGUCAUUCGUGUCGAGAUGCAAAGCAAGAAGGAGGACCCCAACCGUCCCAAGAAGAUGACCGUCGGCAACACCGCCAGGUACAUCUACCAGCAGAACGGUUUCAAGGGCCUGUACCGUGGCGUUGCUCCUCGUAUCGGUCUCAGCGUUUGGCAGACGGUCUGCAUGGUUGCCAUGGGUGACAUGGCCAAGACCUACGUCGAGAAGCUGACCGGCGAGACGGUUACUGCUAAGCAUUAGACGGCGUUUCGGAUAUUAUGUUGCGAUUUGGGAUUUUGUAUCUUGUGUCUUGUUGUCCUUGACAUGGUUGGGACACCCGUCUGCGCCCGGAAUACGUAGAGAUGGGACAAAUCUCAGGGCAUUGAUUGUAGACGUUUUCUCUUUAGCAGGUCACCAAAGUGGUCUCGCUUUUUUCUUUUUUGGACUAUAGACUGAGCCUAUAAGUGCGGAGAAGACUACGCCCGAGGCUUAGCUCGAAAUAUACUCUCCAUAUGGAGCGACCAAAACCG